AUGUCUAAAAGGUGCCGUACUCAGAAAUGGGUCUAUUCCAGGUACAAAUUCGACGAGAACCACAGGAACUAUACCCUGAACAUCGAGGGUCUUAUCUGCAAUCUGAAGCCGACCGUCCUGAAAUCGUACAAGAAACAUCCUAAACCAGGAGUCAAGGCAGUUGGGCAGACCUCGGCUUUUAUCGAAGGGCACGGAAUCCUCACGUACACGAUCCACCACGACGAACCGCCUCGGAUGGGAACGAGAGUCGCAGUGAGCUGUGGUUUUGGUGACUGCGGAUCAAGAGGAUAG
This is a messenger RNA of Cooperia oncophora, 291 nucleotides long. Lineage: Eukaryota; Metazoa; Nematoda; Chromadorea; Rhabditida; Trichostrongylidae. The record is from the annotation of a GenBank genome assembly.